Messenger RNA from Jaculus jaculus (lesser Egyptian jerboa), 4268 nucleotides. RefSeq names its product tripartite motif containing 14 (gene Trim14). Gene Ontology annotation, biological process: innate immune response. Gene Ontology annotation, molecular function: protein binding; zinc ion binding. The transcript has 7 exons. Bases 1 to 1647 code for a protein of 548 amino acids. The record is from RefSeq and is a predicted model, not a curated record. Lineage: Eukaryota; Metazoa; Chordata; Mammalia; Rodentia; Dipodidae.
AUGUCUCUACACAUCUCCAAAAACUCUCCCCCACCUCAAGGGUCGCAGACCUCACACUUCACGCAGUCCGCUGAGGGACAUCCGGCUAGCGUCACCUUCCCCCACUUUGCCCACCGCAGCGAGUGCCCAUUUCGGCGGUGGUCCCCCAGCCCCGGGAGCGCCCCGCCAGAGGGAGGAUGCUGUGGGGCGGACCUAGCGGUGGGCGGACCGAGCAGCGCUAGCGGGAGGGUCAUUGCAUCGCCGGCCCCGGAGCCACCGGUCCGCCCCGCUCCAGGCAAGGUUUCGGUUUCCUUCGAAGCCCUGGUGGCCGCGCGGCGCAGAGCGCUACAAAUGGCCAGCGGGACACCCGGGGCUCCCGACCCCGCCUUGCCCGGCGGGGGUUGGCGCUGCCCCGAGCACAGCGACCGGCCGGUCGAGCUCUUCUGUCGCCGCUGCGGCCGUUGCGUGUGCGCGCUCUGCCCGGUCCUGGGCGCGCACCGUGGCCACCCGGUGGGCCUGGCGCGCGAGGAGGCGGCGCGCUUGCAGAAACUCAUCCAAGACUGUUCAGAGCAUUUGGUGACCAAGAAGCAACUGUACACUGGGAACAUAGCCCAGAUAGAAGACGCUGGGGAGAGGCUCAAGGCUCAUGCAGAGUCAAGUAAAGUCUGGCUCACAGAGAAGUUCACCGAGCUCAGAUUACUACUCGAUGAAGAGGAAGUACUGGCCAAAAAGUUCAUUGAGAAGAACAUGCAGCUUGCCCUCCAGGUGUACAAGGAGCAGGCUGAAUCUUGCAGGAAGCAAAUUGAGGCCAUGGAAGACCUCUCCCAGAGGAUGUGGCAUAUUGGCCAGGAGCCCAAUCCUGUUCAGCUGUUGCAGGCAUUCAUGGCCACCGAGUCUGAGAUGAAGCAGCACAUGAGCCCCGUGGAGCUGAGCCACCCUGUGCCUUUGUCCUUUGAGCCUGUCAAGAGCUUCUUCAAGGACUUCAUGGAAGCCAUGAAGAACAUGUUACAGGCGCCACUGGACACUCGCCUGAAGGAAAAUAUAAACUGCCAGCUCUCCGGUUACUCCAGCACCAAGCCAGGCACCUUGCUGAAAACCAGCCCCUCACCAGAGAGAUCUCUCUUCUUGAAAUACGCGCGCACGCCCACGCUGGAUCCGGACACGAUGCACGCCCGCCUGCGCCUGUCGGCCGACCGCUUGACGGUGCGCUGCAGCCUGCUGGGCCGCCUGGGGCCCGCGCCCUCCGUGCGCUUCGACGCGCUCUGGCAGGUGCUGGGCCGCGACGGCUUGGCCGCCGGCCGCCACUACUGGGAGGUGGACGUGCAGGAGGCGGGCUCGGGCUGGUGGGUGGGCGCGGCCUACCCGUCCCUGCGGCGCCGCGGGGCCUCGGCCGCUGCCCGCCUGGGCUGCAACCGCCAGUCGUGGUGCCUCAAGCGCUACGACCUGGAAUACUGGGCCUUCCACGACUGCCAGCGCAGCCGCCUGCGGCCCCGCCACGACCCCGACCGCCUGGGCGUCUUCUUGGACUACGAGGCCGGCGUCCUGGCCUUCUACGACGUGUCGGGAGGCAUGCACCACCUGCACACCUUCCGCGCCGCCUUCCAGGAGCCGCUCUACCCGGCCCUGCGGCUCUGGGAGGGGGCCAUCAGCAUCCCCCGGCUGCCCUAGGUGCCUUCGGAUCUCACUGUACUCAGGCGUGACUGCUCUUACUUCCGCCUCUUUCAGGCAUUCUCUUCGUCCCACCUGUGCCCACCCACCCGUUUGAAAGGUUCCUUUCUGGGCAUAGUUUGAAAUGUGCUGUCCAGGUCCCACCAUCACAUUGCAACGGAGCUGUCUUCAGUGCCAGCCUCUGAAAGGGACACACACACCCCAGCAGCCUCUGCUUCCUGCCUUCUCUGUCAUAGAGCGUCUAGAACCUUCUGGCACAUAGUAUGCACGCAGGAGGCAUCUGUGAGAGUCUCCCGCAGUGGUUGUUCUAUUCUUUUAAGGUCUCCUCUAGUCCACUUACUUCAGCUUUUCCAGGUCACCUCCCUCCAGAGCAUCUGUAAGAGUUUAACGUCCUGGUCUGUAACUCUUUCCCCAUCCUAAUCUACCUGAAAAUUGGGGUGAUCUGCCCUAAAUCUUCACAUGGCCUCUCGGGGCUAUGAAGAGGCUCCGUAAUAGCAGUAAAAAUAGAACACUAACUUACCUUCCCUUAGCAUUUAAGGCUUUCUAGUGGGCACUUUGAGGACUUGCCCUCACGCACCUCCUCUUGCUCUUUUCAGAGUCCUUCCAGUCACAAAGGUAUCCAGAGUUGUAUCCUGGUACUUUUGUGUUUGUCAACCCUCUGUAAAUAGGAAGACCUGUUUUGUCAGUAUCACUUAUGAUGUUUGAAAUUGCCUUCAAAACUGUGCAGUGUAUCACAUUUAUUAGUGCCUCUAACAGCUCCCAUGUACCCUGGGGCUUGCCUGUCCUGGGAAGUCUCUUCAAGUCACAGAACAUCUCUUACCAGACCCUCAAAUAUAGGACCUGUCUUUCCCUUACAGACAAUCAAUGGAUCACUGACUCACGGAACUUCCUCAGCUGGGAAGACCCUCACAGAUCACUCCAUGCGGUGAACUCUAACAAAGAACUUCCUUGUUAAACAGUGACCUAGGGCUGAGCCAGGCCUUGGAGCCUGGAUUUGUGCCAUAUGCCCCCAGGCAAGUGUCUGAACUGGCCCCUUCUUAGCCCUUCAAACCCUGCUCUAACUUGGGAGUCUUAAUCCUUAGUUGAUAGUAAGAAGAAAUCAGCCGGUGGCAAGCCAAAGGUGGGUUCCCCCAGGUGUCUUAGGGAUAAUACGUUGAAGAGCUGUAUGAAUAGGGUCUGCAUAGCUCCACAUCCCUGUGUUGCUGACAUCCCACAAAUCCAAGCCAGUUUUCUAGAACAAAGUGACAGAAAGCAAGAGGGCCAAAGGGCCAGCACCUCAGAGAGGCUAGCUCCUCUACCAGGGAGAAACCCCUUCUGGGGCCUGUGGCUCAGUUCAGUAGGGCCCACAUCAUGACUGCUCGCUCUGUAGACCGUUAGGAAGUCAUGUUGUGUUAGAGCAUCUUCUUGGGUGCCUGGUGGCAGGACGUGGGAAGUGAGGAAAAGCCAAAGCCUAACCUCCACCCCCAUGUUUUAAAUGGACUCAGUGCACUAUUGAGUUACAACCGUGUACAGUUGCUGGUAAGUUUUGGCUUUCUUAUGGGGCAACACAAGUAGAAUACAAGGCAGAAGGAACUAAAGGUACUUUAGAUCUAACCAGUUAUCUCUAGCCAGAAAGACAUCUAAGGUGCUAAUUCUGGAAUCCUCAGUGAAGGGAAAAUUACUCUUGAGUGGUGCAAAGGUGACUUCUGACAGAGUAUGUUCCUAACAGAGCUGAGGCUAAAAUACGGCAGAAGACCAAGAUUGCUCCUCACACACCCAUAGCUGUAGGGACAGCUCUAGCUUGUCAGCUACUGUUGGGUACAAGUCCACUGAUCAUUACCCCAUCCCUUGGAGGCAGAAAGUAAUCUCAUUCUACACAUGGCAGCACAGCCUGAGUCACUUGCCCAAAGUCAUGGCACUAGUAGUGUAGCUUUGAUGUUCCUACCCACAAGGCUACCAUGUAGGGUGAAUGUAAGUGCUUGGCCUGGGCACUGCCACCUGCAGUGUCUGAUUCUUUGCUUUUGCCCUGUAACUCUGGCAGCCUGAUUCUACCUCUAGAGUCUUCUUUUGGGCUCUUGAGAUGAAGCCUUAUACCCCAAGGGGGGGCCUUAAUUUAAAAGUGGGAGUCACGCAGCAGAGACAGACCAAACAAAAAGGCAGGAAGACUGGUUCUGGGCCAAAGCCUGCGCUAGCGGGAAAGGGUCAAGCUCCAGUCUAUAAUCAGCUGCGCGUCCUUGAGCUAGGCAUCUACUUGUAGCCCCAUCUAUAAAAUGCGGGCGAUGACCCUACCAGUGCGAAGCCAAAGCUUAUGAUGUUUGAAAUUGCCUUCAAAACUGUGCAGUGUAUCACGCUAGGAUUUAUUAGUGCCUCUAACAGAGCUCCCCAUGUACCCUGUUACAGUGCUGGACAACUGAUACCCAGCUGUUGCAUAGGAGCCGCCUUCUCAGUGCAGCCUCUGGGGUCUAUGCCACAGUAGUACUGAGCAUGUAUCUCAUGCUCUUGGCUUUGUAUCUCAUUGAUACAGUAAACAAUAAAUUGUUUUCAUUUGUGGUGCUGGGGCUAUCACCCAUGGUCCUGUGCAUACGAGGCACUUUACCCCUGAGCUACAAUCCUGGUCCCAGCAGGUAGUUCUCUCGGUGGUA